AAAGCGGGCGCGCAGAAGGGGAGGAGACGGUGGAGGAAUGGCCUGACUUUCCCGGUUAAAACAUCUUAAGCCCCUGAAUGCAGAAGGACGACGCGCCUCCCAGUAGGAAAUGACUACGGCUCGAGACCCUGAACGCCAGAGCGUGUCGAUCCCUGGAAGCCAGACCUUGACACAAAGGACAUCAAACAGCAGUUGGGAAUAUCCGGAAGGGCGGACACUUUGACAUCGCCUUUUGCCACCUUUCCCUUUAUUUCCCAAGAUACUUACUGAGUGUCUCCAGUGUGCCAGGCAGCAGAUCUAUGCGCAUAGAGGAACCUUGGAAUGCCAUACAGCAGUACGUAUCCAGUGAUCAUCUCUUCUUGCUGAUUUAACAGGGGUAUCACACAUAUAUAUUUGCUGCUAUCUGCUACUACAUACACUCAAAACGAGAAAUUUGGACUAAUUGUUUUGACUACAAAUAACUUCUAAACAUGAUGCAUUUCAAAAGUGGACUCGAAUUAACUGAGUUGCAAAACAUGACAGUGCCCGAGGAUGAUAACAUUAGCAAUGAUUCCAAUGAUUUCACCGAAGUAGAAAAUGGUCAAAUAAAUAGCAAGUUUAUUUCUGACCGUGAAAGUAGAAGAAGUCUCACAAACAGCCAUUUGGAAAAAAAGAAAUGUGAUGAAUAUAUCCCAGGAACAACCUCCUUGGGCAUGUCCGUCUUUAACCUGAGCAACGCCAUCAUGGGCAGUGGGAUUUUGGGACUCGCCUUUGCCUUGGCCAACACUGGAAUCCUUCUUUUUCUGAUACUUUUGACUUCAGUAACAUUGCUGUCCAUCUAUUCAAUAAACCUUCUAUUGAUCUGUUCCAAGGAAACAGGCUGCAUGGUUUAUGAAAAGCUGGGAGAACAAGUCUUUGGCACCACAGGGAAGCUGGUCAUCUUUGGAGCCACCUCUCUACAGAACACUGGAGCAAUGCUGAGCUACCUCUUCAUAGUAAAAAAUGAACUACCCUCUGCCAUAAAAUUUCUAAUGGGAAAGGAAGAGGCAUUUUCAGCCUGGUAUGUGGACGGCCGAGUUCUGGUGGUGAUGGUUACCUUUGGCAUAAUUCUCCCUCUGUGUCUCUUGAAGAAUUUAGGAUAUCUUGGGUAUACUAGUGGAUUUUCCUUGAGCUGUAUGGUCUUUUUCCUAAUAGUGGUUAUCUACAAGAAAUUUCAAAUUCCCUGUGGUAUUCGAGAGCUAAAUUCAACAGCAAAUGCUAAUUCAACAAAUGCUGACAUGUGUACGCCAAAAUAUGUUACUUUCAAUUCCAAGACCGUGUAUGCUUUACCAACCAUUGCAUUUGCAUUUGUCUGCCACCCAUCAGUCCUGCCAAUCUACAGUGAGCUUAAAGAUCGAUCACAGAAAAAAAUGCAGAUGGUUUCAAAUAUCUCCUUUUUCGCCAUGUUUGUUAUGUACUUCUUGACUGCCAUUUUUGGCUACUUGACAUUCUAUGACAAUGUGCAUUCAGACCUCCUUCACAAGUACCAGAGCAAAGAUGACAUUCUCAUCCUGACAGUGCGGCUAGCUGUCAUUGUUGCUGUCAUCCUCACCGUGCCGGUGUUAUUUUUCACAGUUCGUUCAUCUUUAUUUGAACUGGCUAAGAAAACAAAGUUUAAUUUAUGUCGUCAUGUCUUGGUUACCUUCAUACUCUUGGUUAUCAUCAACUUGCUGGUGAUCUUCAUACCCUCCAUGAAGGAUAUUUUUGGAGUCGUAGGAGUUACAUCUGCUAAUAUGCUUAUUUUCAUUCUUCCUUCAUCUCUUUAUUUAAAAAUCACAAACCAGGAUGGAGAUAAAGGCACUCAAAGAAUCUGGGCGGCCCUCUUUUUGGGCCUGGGGGUACUGUUCUCCUUGGUCAGCAUCCCCUUGGUCAUCUAUGACUGGGCCUGCUCAUCCGGUAGUGACGAAGGCCACUGAGACCAGCCGGAAAAGAAAGCAUUCCGGUCUGCUGCUCAUCAAGUCUCCACACAUCAGCAAUUCCUCAUCACUUCUUUUGCAAGUUCACAGAAACAACAGAAAAGUACAAGAUACUUAAAAUGGAACAGCACUUUGGUUGCAAAUUGGAGACCUGUUUCUGUAACAGUUCGUGCCCCUCCAACAUUUGGGAUCUCUUUAGGAAUGGUGGACCUUCCCCCCAUCCCCCAAAUUUCAUGCACUUAUAUUAUAAAGUACUUUUCAAGUCAGUUAUUUUCCAUUCUCCUAACUCUGUUUUUGUGGCUUUGUAGUCUCUUAGAACUUUGAAAACAUGAUCAUCAAUCGUGUUGACUUAUUACAUAUCCAGGUUCUGAGAUAAUUUUCCUACUGAUGUUCAGCUCACACUAUCUGGAUCUUUUUAGAAAAGAAUCUUGAAUUGUAUAUAUUUAUUUUGCUUUAUAGGAAAAAACCAGUUUUUCGUAAAUAAUUUGCCUAUUUUGGUUGACAUAGCACACCAAGUUAAUCAUAUGGGAGUCACAGGGCACGUGCCAUUGCCUAAUCUGAGCACGCCCAUUGUUUGAGGCAGCUCAGAUCAGGGCCGUCCAGCUGCCUAGCAGGUACAACAUACUGCUCCCAUGAAAGAUAUUCCCUUGUGAGUGUCCUCAGAUAGGAAGGGGUUGGAAUAAUACCUUCAUCAAUAUAUUAAACUACACAUUUAUCUAA
Messenger RNA from Marmota flaviventris (yellow-bellied marmot), 2654 nucleotides. It is a transcript of the gene Slc38a1, whose product is annotated as solute carrier family 38 member 1. The record is from RefSeq and is a predicted model, not a curated record. Gene Ontology annotation, cellular component: plasma membrane. Gene Ontology annotation, molecular function: L-glutamine transmembrane transporter activity. Gene Ontology annotation, biological process: amino acid transmembrane transport; L-glutamine transport. NCBI's taxonomy places the organism in Eukaryota, Metazoa, Chordata, Mammalia, Rodentia, Sciuridae.